Penicillium brevicompactum is the source of this 1035-nucleotide messenger RNA. RefSeq lists its product as uncharacterized. The transcript is spliced from 3 exons. Gene Ontology annotation, molecular function: DNA-binding transcription factor activity, RNA polymerase II-specific; zinc ion binding. NCBI's taxonomy places the organism in Eukaryota, Fungi, Ascomycota, Eurotiomycetes, Eurotiales, Aspergillaceae. Gene Ontology annotation, biological process: regulation of DNA-templated transcription. Bases 1 to 1035 code for a protein of 344 amino acids. The record is from RefSeq and is a predicted model, not a curated record.
AUGCGCGUGGUGAAGCAAGAGUGCAAUGGGGUUGUUGCCGACGAGGAAAAGACCCUCAAGCCGAGAAAGAGAGCCCUCGUUGCCUGUAAUAGAUGCCGCAAGAGAAAGAUCAAGUGCAACGGUGAUCUCAACAAUGGCCUUGCCUGCUCAAGUUGCCUAUCCGUGGGAGCUAACGAGUGCCACUAUUCAAGGGUUAAUUCACUAUCACCCGAGGAGGCUGCCAGGUGUAUUGGAUCCAGCACUGUGAGAUCAACACUUCGAUCCAUGGGCUCACCUCAAGCGCGGACUCCAUACCAGAGAGAAGAAUACGGCAUGGAACAUUCCACCUUCUCACGGCAGUCCGUGGGCAUAGAUCCUCUCAUGAGCUACGAGGAGCCAUCAGUCAACUACCAGCCGAGCUACAUCCUGCCCAGCAAUGUCGACUACACCUGGGCCAACCGCUGGGAUCCAGCCUGCAGACCUUCUGGCGAGUUAUUUGACGACAGCAUCAACCAAUACAACUUUGUUGUCCCAGGCCAAGUCCCCUCAACUCUUCCCUCAACCAUGCCCGAACAAACCCCCACAACCUUCCCGGAAGUAGACCGCACUCUCCCCACACCACGCAGCCAGCCAGAAGGCUCAGACCAGAAAGCCUUCUACGGCCGUGAAAGACUGCCAACUGCCUACAACUCUCGCGUCAAACCCGACGACGCAGAAAUGGUCUUCGGCUAUAUCCCCAUGUCCACAGCGGACGACACAGUGCCCCUCCCCGCAACCGUGCCUUCAAACUACGAUCCUGAGUUGGAGUUCACCGCAGUCCGUCUGGCACGCUCAUACUCUCGCGAUGCAGGUCAGCGUCUGCUACCACUCGACGCAUACGGGUACAGCAGUGGACGGAAGACCGAACGCGCACCCACCCUCAUGAAUGGUCUCCCGUAUACCCGUGCUCGACCUUCAGAUUCUAUGCAAUACAGUUUCCUCCCUGACACCAUGCCAGAAUAUGGAAGGGAGAUCCACCGAUCUGCCAUCUCACCACUGGCGCAUCACGGUUACUGA